AUGGUUCGUCCUAGAGUGUUCCUCGAUAUAAAAAUCGGUGGAAAAGCCGCGGGUCGUGUCACCAUUGAACUCUUCAACGAUGUAGUCCCAAAAACCGCCGAAAACUUCCGAGCACUUUGCACUGGAGAAAAAGGAGUCGGUCAAUUGGGAAAACCGCUUCACUACAAGGGAACCCCAUUCCAUCGUGUUAUUCCGAAUUUCAUGCUCCAAGGAGGUGAUUUCACCAAUCAAAAUGGCACUGGUGGCGAAUCAAUUUAUGGUGAGAAGUUUGCCGAUGAGAAUUUCAAGGAGAAACAUACUGGUGCCGGAGUUUUGUCAAUGGCCAAUGCCGGGCCAAACACUAAUGGCUCACAAUUUUUCAUCUGCACCACAGAGACCAGUUGGCUCAAUGGGAAACACGUGGUUUUCGGAAAAGUUGUUGAAGGUUUGGAUGUGGUGAAGGCUGUGGAGAAAGAGGGAAGUGAAUCUGGAAAAACGAGUGCGCCUUGCGUUAUUGCCGAUUGUGGACAACUUUGA
This is a messenger RNA of Caenorhabditis angaria, 516 nucleotides long. Lineage: Eukaryota; Metazoa; Nematoda; Chromadorea; Rhabditida; Rhabditidae. The record is from the annotation of a GenBank genome assembly.